UAGAAUCAAAGAUGGCCGAAACGCUAAUGACGGCGGUGUGACGUCUUCGAAGAGACGUGUUGCGGUCAGGAAUUUACAAACGAAUUUCACAAGGCUAUUUCAUAUCAGAUCGCACCGAAGAAAAGUCUCGAGUUCAGUUGUAACGGUUAAACAGUUGUCAGUUGAUGUAGCUCUGUAUUAAUCACGUAAAACGAGGUGAAAUGGCGCCGACCAAGGUGAUACUUCUUUCCUGCGGAAGUUAUAAUCCUCCGACGAAUAUGCAUCUAAGAAUGUUCGAAAUUGCCCGCGAUCAUCUCCACAAAAUGGGAUCACACGUCGUAAUAGGCGGCGUGAUAUCGCCAGUGCACGACGGCUAUGGUAAGAAAGAAUUGACGAGUGCAACUCACAGAUGCGCAAUGCUCAGGUUGGCACUGCAAAAUAAUGAUUGGAUUAGACUGAGCGAUUGGGAGACGAAGCGGGAAGGAUGGACAAAAACACGAGUCACCAUACAACACCAUCAAAACCUCUUAAAUUCUUGGCUAUUUGAUACAUACGAUAUUAAGCAUCACUCAGAGAUCGAGGACAUGGACUGGAUACCAGACAAUGUAAGAAAAGAUGCAAAUGCAGAGCAGAAUCCCAUCCAAGUGAAAUUGUUAUGCGGUGCCGACCUCCUCGAGAGCUUUGGUACUCCCGGUCUGUGGGCAGAAGAAGAUCUCGACGCCAUAGUUGGACAGCAUGGUCUAGUCGUUGUGACCAGGGAAGGUUCGAACCCAAAUAAAUUCAUAUAUGAUUCGGAUCUCCUUACCAAAUACAUGCACAACAUCAUUAUUGUCACCGAAUGGAUAACGAACGAAAUUAGUUCCACUAAAAUUCGGAGGGCUUUAAGACGCGGAGAAAGCGCCAAGUACCUUCUUCAAGAUUCGGUUCUUGACUACAUAUACAAACAUGGAAUAUACGAUGCUAGACAUUCCUCAGCAAUUAAGUUGGAACAAUCUCCAAAUAAUAUCGAAAGUAAUUAUUUGCACAUAGAUAAAAAGUAUGAGAAUACAUUUUUAACACCGUCGCCGAGUGAUAUUACAAUGGAAACACCGAGUCCCGUGGAAAUCAUAUCGAUCGAUAUCCCCGAUUCUAUAAUGAAGAAGAAUUUUUUGAACAAUUCAAACUUUGCAAAUAAUACCAACUGCAAGUUACCAAUCGGUAAGACAGAAGAUGAUAACGAUUCGGUACGCGAUAAGUUCAUCAGCGUUAUGUCAGAGAACGGUAAUAACAAGCUUCUGAACAGUAUGAAAAGCGCUUACCCUGGACAGGCGAAGCAGAUCAUUGCGACAGAGACCGGAGAAUCUCAUAUUCUCGACGAGGGAACGGCAAAACCUGCAUGCCUUCUGUAAGACAACUAGUUGACCAUCUUGUCGCUGCUCGCUCCAUACCCAUCCGAUGCGGCCCCUGUCUUACCAUUAACAAUUAUACUAAUAAUAGUAAUAAUAAUAAUAACAAUAAUGACGAUAAUACCAAAGCCA
Molecule: messenger RNA, 1496 nt
Organism: Diprion similis
Lineage: Eukaryota; Metazoa; Arthropoda; Insecta; Hymenoptera; Diprionidae
Gene: Nmnat
Product: nicotinamide/nicotinic acid mononucleotide adenylyltransferase 3
Exons: 6
Coding region: 201-1367 (388 amino acids)
Biological process (GO): NAD+ biosynthetic process
Molecular function (GO): nicotinate-nucleotide adenylyltransferase activity; nicotinamide-nucleotide adenylyltransferase activity
Source: RefSeq, a predicted model, not a curated record